This is a messenger RNA of Cordyceps militaris CM01, 2001 nucleotides long. RefSeq lists its product as uncharacterized. The transcript is spliced from 2 exons. The coding region runs from base 1 to 2001 and encodes 666 amino acids. Gene Ontology annotation, molecular function: protein binding. NCBI's taxonomy places the organism in Eukaryota, Fungi, Ascomycota, Sordariomycetes, Hypocreales, Cordycipitaceae. The record is from RefSeq and is a predicted model, not a curated record.
AUGCUCGGCACGCUGCAUUCGUGUCCCAGCAAAGCGAGCAUGGUUCUAGAAGCAACUAUGAACCCGCUGCCGCCUGGCUAUGCUAUACACGAUGUUCUGCGCUUCAUAGCGCAAAAUCUACAGCUUGACAGCAUCAAGAAUGCCCACGAUAGAGCCUCGAUGGCUGGUGAGGUCUUGGCUCUACUGGCCCACUUGAUUGAAGAUAUCCCACAAGGCCAUAUCCCAUCCCAACAAAGCACCUUUGGUCUCUUCGCACGGCAGCUUCCAGUUGCCCAAGCUAAAGAUCUAUACGACAUACUGGAGAGGGCGAAUUUUACACUACACAAAAACACGCGGCUGCAGUUCGCCACAAAGCUGGCUGGCGAGGCCGCCUACAAGGAUGCUGCUUUCGCAAUACUGAAAGAAAUGGCAGAGAAGGGAGACACGUUAAAUGAUGCCGCCUCGGCCAGUACAGUCACAGCACUGCUGCAUUGCAAGACCACAAAUGAUGGUUGGACACAGCAAGUGAAGAGCUUCGCGGUAAAAGAUGUCCUGCAGCUGUUCAUGGAGCACGGUCACACGCCGAACACAAUCACAUUGACAGCUAUACUGGAUUCGCUGUGUCACCAGGGGCAGGCGGAGGAGGCCAUUCGCCUCGCUUUGUUAUUCGCGGAAUCUGGUGUGCCACUGGAUGCCAAGGCAUUCACCACUGUUUUCGCCGGAGCCAAGGCCAGCCUGAACGUCGAGAUCGUGGCCAAGGCUCUGACGGUUGCCAAGGUCACGCCAGUAUCGUUUGAGAGCGUGUUGAGCAACAUCCUGCAUACCGUUUUUUAUUUUGCGGACACGGAGACGCGAAGCAAGAGCCUCAAGGCGCCGUGGUCGAUACCAAUGUUUCGACCCAUGCUAAAAGUAUACGCAAAGAAAUUCGAGCUCAAGUCUCUGCAGUGGUGGCUGCCGGACUCGCUGCCGCUGCUUCUGGGCGAUGAAGGCGUCGAUACAGAGUUGGACGAUAAAUUCCGCGACCCGCUGGGCCGCGAGUGGGAUUUUAUGCACACAAUCCUCCCCCUGGCCGACAGACUCUUUACAGAAGACGGUGCCACGGAGGGCAAGCUACAGCCCAAUACUGCGGCCGACGGGGUGAUGCUGCGAGCAUACAUUCGAUCGCUGUCUCGCCCGCAGGAUAUUCUGUCAUUUUACAAGUUUUUCAGAUCGCGGUUAGAAGAGCAGAGCAAAUACCCCUCGCUCCUGCGGCAAAACCAGGGCGCCAUGAUCCACGACACAUUCAUUCUGGUUAUGACUGAGCACCCGGAGCUGUGGAGGGAGGCAUUACAUGUGUUUGGAGAUAUGCUCCAAGACUCUCUACGCACCAGAUCAGCGACUAACCCCGACGACGCGUCCAACAAGACCACGACGGCGGCGAGCGAGGUUAUUGAACCCGAAGCCUUGGCCACCGCGGCUGCAACGGCAAAGGCCAAGCCAGUGCAUCCGGCGCCGACGGCAUUCACGCUCACGGUCCUGUUGCGCGGCUUGCUCUACCAGGGUGAAAAUGCGCUCGCCGCGCAGAUGAUGCAGGUGAUGCAGGAGCUCGACAUUGAGCCCAACCUUGUGACGUGGAACACGUUGGUCCGGCAUCACGCGCUGGCGCAAAACACACGGAUGACGGUGACGUUGCUGCAGGAGAUGGAAGCGGUCGGUGUGAAGCCCGACAUGUAUACGUACAAUGCAUUUAACAGGCUGCGAGACCAGGACAAGGCGCUGACGAUGAUGCAGAGCAUUGUCGACGAGAACCGCAGGAGCCUCGUGGCAGGAGCGACGCAGAAGCAGAAGAAACCAAACAUUAUCACCAACCCAGCCAACGCCUACUCCCUCAAGACCCUCCCGUUGUCCGCCAUGCCGGACCCCGAUAUGGCGCAAGGACGGGGAUCGCGUGCUGUGGGCGCGCUGUACGGGCUCGCGGUGCGCAUGGCGCAGCUUCGUCUGACCCCGUUUGAGGCCGAGAUGCGCCUCCGCUCGCCGCCAUGA